Molecule: messenger RNA, 958 nt
Organism: Jaculus jaculus (lesser Egyptian jerboa)
Lineage: Eukaryota; Metazoa; Chordata; Mammalia; Rodentia; Dipodidae
Gene: Cntf
Product: ciliary neurotrophic factor
Exons: 2
Coding region: 75-677 (200 amino acids)
Biological process (GO): ciliary neurotrophic factor-mediated signaling pathway; astrocyte activation; positive regulation of tyrosine phosphorylation of STAT protein
Cellular component (GO): axon
Molecular function (GO): cytokine activity; growth factor activity; ciliary neurotrophic factor receptor binding
Source: RefSeq, a predicted model, not a curated record
GAGAGUCGCAUUUCUUAUUUGGACCAGUGUAGACAGAAGCAAAUCAGCUCACUUUUCCCUGGGACAGUUAGAGGAUGGCUUUUGCAGAGCAUUCACCACUGACCCUUCACCGCCGGGACCUCUGUAACCGCUCUAUCUGGCUAGCAAGGAAGAUUCGUUCAGACCUGACUGCUCUUAUGGAAUCUUAUGUGAAGCAUCAGGGCCUGAGCAAGAAUAUCAACGUGGACUCUGUGGAUGGUGUGCCAAUGGCAAGCACUGAUCACUGGAGUGAGCUGACUGAGGCCGAGCGACUACAAGAGAACCUCCAGGCUUACCGUACCUUUCACGCUAUGUUGGCCAAGCUUUUAGAAGAUCAGCAAGUGCAUUUCACCCCAGCGGAAGGUGAUUUUCAUCAAGCAAUACAUACCCUUGUGCUCCAAGUCUCUGCCUUUGCCUAUCAGCUGGAGGAGUUAAUGGUGCUUCUGGAACACAAGAUUCCCCCAAAUGAUGCUAAUGGGAUGCUUGUUGCUGUUGGAGAUGGUGGCCUCUUUGAGAAGAAGCUGUGGGGGCUAAAGGUGCUUCAAGAACUUUCACAGUGGACUGUGAGGUCCAUCCAUGACCUUCGUGUCAUUUCUUCUCAUCAGAUGGGAGUCUCGGCACAUGAGAGCCGUUACAUGGUUAAGGACAAGCAUAUGUAGCAGUUGGUCCCCUCUCCUUCCUGUCCUCCCUCUUUCCCUCUCCAUUUCUGCUGAUGCCAUAUAUAUGGUUAGUUCUCUGGGGCCUCAUUUUCCCAGCAUCAGUUUUUGGAAAUACUGGACCACAGGCAUUUUCAGCAAGUCAGGUUAACACAUGGACUAGUGGGCAUACAGGUUUAGUUUGGGGCUUGUGUAUAUGUAUGUGCAUGUAUUUGUGUUGGGGCGGGGGGCUUAAAGGAGUGGGAACAGAGACACCAUCCUUCUACCUUAAUGCUCUAACCCUU